Cheilinus undulatus (humphead wrasse) is the source of this 2171-nucleotide messenger RNA. RefSeq names its product alkylglycerol monooxygenase (gene agmo). NCBI's taxonomy places the organism in Eukaryota, Metazoa, Chordata, Actinopteri, Labriformes, Labridae. Gene Ontology annotation, cellular component: endoplasmic reticulum. The transcript is spliced from 13 exons. Bases 314 to 1651 code for a protein of 445 amino acids. Gene Ontology annotation, biological process: lipid biosynthetic process. The record is from RefSeq and is a predicted model, not a curated record. Gene Ontology annotation, molecular function: iron ion binding; oxidoreductase activity.
CUGACCAUGACCAAAGGUAAACUCUCCUCCUUUAAAUGAAGCGGGAUAAGCAGUUAACGGGUUACAGUAACAGUAUCCUGCUGCUUCCAUAAAUCGGUUGGCUUGUUUUCCUGACUAUGAGAAGUUUCCUCACACGCUGACACGCUCGUAUUUCAUAAUUGACCUACUUUACUGUCCAGAGGAAAAACAAGAGUGUUAUAUAAGCUUGCAGAGGAAUCCGCUGCAGCAGGAACUUGCCCAGUGAGAGGUUUAUACCUGCACAGGUAUUAGCUUAUAAAUCUCACCUGCAGCGGUUAGCUCGGUGCUGUCCGUCAUGGCUGGAGCUGUGGAUUUCAAAGUGAUGUCCGCGGGGGUCCGGGGCAUGUUUUUCAUGCUCACACCGAACGAGUCAUCUUUUGAGACAGUGGAAGAAGUUCCUCACUAUGUGCAGCAGGCCACUCCUUUCUUCAUGGGGCUGAUGGUGCUGGAGCUGGUGGUGGGUUUUUUGAAGACAGGGACCCCAGCAAUUACCCUGGGUGAUGGACUUACCUCAGUAGCAGCUGGAAUGAUCUCCAGACUCCCUAUGUUGUUAGUCAGAGGCUGUGAGCUGACAGCAUACAUGUACGUGUGGGACAAAUACCGCUUGAUAGAGCUGCCCUGGGACUCUCCAUGGACCUGGUGGUUCAUGUUCCUGGGAGUGGACUUCUGCUACUACUGGGUCCAUCGUCUUGCUCAUGAGGUGUCCUUUAUCUGGGCUGCUCACCAGGUUCACCACAGUUCAGAGUACUACAACCUCACCACGGCCCUCAGACAGUCACUCACACAGCAGUUCACUUCCUGGAUUUUCUACGUGCCUCUGGCUCUGAUUGCUCCCCCCUCCAUCUUCCUUGUUCACAUCCAGUUAAACCUCCUGUACCAGUUCUGGAUCCACACAGAGCUAAUCAAAGAUCUCGGACCUCUGGAGUGGAUCUUCAACACCCCAAAACAUCACAGAGUUCAUCAUGGGAGGAACCUGUAUUGCAUUGACAAGAACUAUGGAGGAAUCCUGAUCAUUUGGGACCGACUGUUUGGCACCUUUGCUGAGGAGCAAGAAAAAGUGAUUUUCGGCCUGGUCUUCCCCAUCAACACCUUUGAAAUCCUCUACGUUCAGCUACACUACUACUUCCAUUUAUGGGAACGGUCACAAACUUACAAGACAAUCUCAGACAAAGUGAUGACUUUCUUCAAUGGUCCCAGUUGGAAACCUGGUAAAGGCCGACUAGGCGACCAUGACGACAAUCCUGUGGUCACUGGAAAGGAAGUUCCUCAUGAGCCCAACUGGUCGCUGCCUAUUCAAGUUUAUGUGGUCAUGCAUUUCCUGCUGGUGCUGUGGACUUAUCAUGAUCUGUUUGAAAACAAGAUGGUGCUGUCCCAGCUCAACAUCCUGGGAAUGGUUCUCUACAUCCUGCUCACUCUCACCUCUAUGGGCUUCCUCAUCGAUCAGAGGCCGACAGCUCCCCUGCUGGAGAUGUUUCGCUGUGCCAUCAUGGUGGCGAUGCAGAGGUACAACUGCUUGACUCACAUGCUGCCUUCACUUGAACGUCCCACAGAGGCCUUUGUCUCCCUCUCUCUGCUGUACUGGGGUCUGCAGAGCUUCUCUCAGCUGCUCAGUAUCAAGAGGAAAGCCGACUGAGUCCGCAUGACUGAUGAGCAGGAGGAAUUUCAUCUUUUAAGUCAUAAUUAUUGACAUAAUUCUAUAUUAACACAUUUUUAAUCAGUGUUUAACCUCAUCUGUAUGUGCCAUCCAUCACCUUCUGCUGUAUUUAAUGGAGAAGUGAAACAAAAGCUUCUGCAUGAGUCACUUUUACUUGAAUUUUACUGUUUAAAGCUGUUUAUAACUCUCGCUUCAUCAUGUACAUUAGCCAUAAAAAGCAAAGCUACCACAGUUUAAUCGUUCACUACAUAAACUUCUUUUUAAAAUGUCUCUGAUGCCGUUUUAACAAAGGUGCUACUGUGAUAAUUAACAUAAUAAUCAAUGAGCUUUUUUAUAUUUAACCUGAGCCACUGUGGAAUGCCUUAACUAUGCAACAUAUACCUCUUAUUAAGCAGAUUCUGCUCUCACUGAUAGGUGACCAUGUUAGUUCCGACUUGCACAACACUGUAUGGUACGUUGUUUUCUUCCUCUGGUUGUAAUAAAAGUCGUUCCUACCUUU